Molecule: messenger RNA, 936 nt
Organism: Brassica oleracea var. oleracea
Lineage: Eukaryota; Viridiplantae; Streptophyta; Magnoliopsida; Brassicales; Brassicaceae
Exons: 1
Coding region: 249-710 (153 amino acids)
Source: RefSeq, a predicted model, not a curated record
UAUUAUCUUUGUUUUCUUUCUCCUCAACGCUCUUUUCCUUUUUUGUGUGUGGGAUUUAUUCUGUUCAUCUUGUUACAAGCUGAUAUUCAUCAACCUAUCAACCUCAUUUGGAAAAAAAAAAAGUUUUGAGAGAAGAAGAAAAAGAAGAAAGAGAAAUUUCGUAAAUGGAGGAUGAUAUAUAUAGUAACCCACUAAGCGUUUUCUUGAUCCUUCAUCAUCUUUAAGAUUGAUCUUUCUUUAAAAGAACAAUGCCUGUGCCAGAUCCACGAGCGGGGCAGGCAUUCAUCUGUCUCAUUACCGUAUUUCUUUUCCUGUCGAUUGCUGUCGGAGGCGGUUGUCUCAUUGCAUACACAGUCCUUCCUUACCCUUCAAUCUGGCUCGCUUACAUCGGCAUUUUCUUUGUUUGUCUUCCUUGGUUCUUUUGGAUCUUAACAUUUUCAUACCGCAUUGUUUCACGCACUUUUGGAUUCAGGAUGGUCAUUGGAUCCGGUGGUAACAAUAACAGUGCCAAUGGAGAGGCCAAGCCACGCGAACUUGACCCCCCCGAGCAAUCGUUAGAGUCUCCUAAUGAUGAACCUGAGGCGAUGGCUCGUCCUCAAGGCCAUAUUCUAAUGUCAAUGGAAGGGAACCAAUCCAAGAAACGAAUGUCAACAUCCAGCGUCGGUUCACAUGAAAGUGAGAUGCCACUAGCCAUUUCUAUGGGCUCAUGAUGAUCAUAUAUAAUUUGAUAUAGAAUGAAAUCUUGACAUUGAUAGCAUCAGGACGGAGAUGCUAACCUGCAGCCUCUUGAAAACAUGGAUAUAUUUUUGCUGUCUUUACUUUGUAUCUUAUACAGAUAGAUUUGUAGAUUCAACAAAAGAAGAAGUUUUACACCUUUUACUACUACUACCAAAGUUUGUAGAUUCAACACUUUGAGGUUCUUUAACUUGACAUACA